CUGGCCUUCUCCUAAUACCUUCAGGUUCUUCCUCACCUGGCCUGCCUGGCUUCUCUUAAUGCCUUCAGGUUCUUCCUCACCUGGCCUGCCUGGUCUUCUCUUAAUGUCUUCAGGUUCUUCCUCACCUGGCCUGCCUGGCCUUCUCUUAAUGUCUUCAGGUUCUUCCUCACCUGGCCUGCCUGGCCUUCUCUUAAUGUCUUCAGGUUCUUCCUCACCUGGCCUGCCUGGUCGCCUCCUUAUAUCUUCAGGUUCUUCCUCACCUGGCCUGCCUGGUCGCCUCCUUAUAUCUUCGGGUUCUUCCUCACCUGGCCUGCCUGGUCGCCUCCUUAUAUCUUCAGUUCUUCCUCACCUGGCCUGCCUGGCCUUCUCUUAAUGUCUUCAGGUUCUUCCUCACCUGGCCUGCCUGGCCUUCUCUUAAUGUCUUCAGGUUCUUCCUCACCUGGCCUGCCUGGUCGCCUCCUUAUAUCUUCAGGUUCUUCCUCACCUGGCCUGCUUGGCCUUCUCUUAAUGUCUUCAGGUUCUU
Messenger RNA from Penaeus vannamei (Pacific white shrimp), 523 nucleotides. The record is from RefSeq and is a predicted model, not a curated record. NCBI's taxonomy places the organism in Eukaryota, Metazoa, Arthropoda, Malacostraca, Decapoda, Penaeidae.